Molecule: messenger RNA, 1271 nt
Organism: Harmonia axyridis
Lineage: Eukaryota; Metazoa; Arthropoda; Insecta; Coleoptera; Coccinellidae
Gene: TBCC
Product: tubulin-specific chaperone C
Exons: 1
Coding region: 136-1119 (327 amino acids)
Biological process (GO): post-chaperonin tubulin folding pathway; tubulin complex assembly
Cellular component (GO): cytoplasm
Molecular function (GO): tubulin binding
Source: RefSeq, a predicted model, not a curated record
AUUCAACUUGUCUGUCGAUGACAGAUCUAAAAAUCAAAAAAUUUUAGAUAUAUUAGAAGCAUCAGCACAAUCUGAGAAACCAAUUUAUCGUAUGACAAAAGAAGAACUUGCCCAACUUAGUAAAAAAAGAGAAUAAUGGCCACUAAGGAACAAGAUAAAAUCAGUCUUAUCUUCAAGAGGGAUAUUGAAAGGAAAGAAAAUAUAAAAAAACAAAAAGAUAUAAAAGAACUCAAUUGUGCAUCUAAUGAAAAAAUAGAUUAUUUCCAUGAAGAAUUCACAAUGAAAUGUUCAGAAAUAGAAAAUCUCUUGAGUCUUUCCUCAAAUAUUUCUCUUGGUAACUUAGCAGAACAUUUUAAUGUUAUAUUCAAAAAUCUGUCAUUAUUGCAAAAGUAUGUGGCUGAUUCAAACUUAUUUUUGAGAUCAUAUGAUAUAAAAAAAUGUAAUGAUAUUCUUCACAAUUUGAAUGAAAAAACUAAGGAACUUGAAGAUAACCUUCUACCUAAAAAAAGAUUUGGGUUCAGAAAUAAAUCAAAAUUAACAAAUAAAACUGAAGAAAACCCAUUACCAAGUAAAGAUGUAACAGAUUUUGCUGUUAAAUCUUCAAUACAACUGAAUGAUCAUAACUCUAUUGGAUUUUCAAAUAGAUCAAAUGAGGUGUUAUGUCUGAAGGAAUCUGAUAUUCACAAGAAAAAUAUUGAUGUGUCCAAUUCUUCGAAUUGCACUGUUAAAAUUUUAGGAUCACCUUCUACUUUACAUCUAAAUACUUUGAAAAGCUGUACUGUUCUGUGCGGACCAGUAUCUACAUCUAUAUUCGCUUCAAAUUGUGAAAAUUGCACUUUGGUAAUUGCUUGUCAGCAAUUUAGAUUACAUAGUUCUAAACAACUAAAAAUUUUUCUUCAUGUCACAAGCCGAGCUAUAAUAGAAGAUUGCAGUGAAAUCUACGUUGCUCCUUAUAAACUAAAAUAUGCAAAAAUUGAAGAACAUUUUAAAGAGUCAGGCCUGGAUAUUUCUUCAAAUAACUGGCAAAGUAUUGAUGACUUUAAUUGGUUAAAGGCCAAUGAACACUCCCCAAAUUGGAGUUUAAUGGAUGCAAAUGAUGCUGUAGAAUGGACUGCUUGAACUGGAUGAAGAAUUUAUCAAAUUAUCUUUCAAUAAUCAGAUUUACAUUUGAAUAUAUUGCAUUAUUUUGUUUAGUUUACACAAUCCUUGUUACAUGAAUUAGAUAAUUUUUACAUUGUUAUUGGUAUAGAAAUAAAAUAAUACUAACUAUA